GUGGAUGAAACUGGAGGCUCACUGUGGAAUUACGCAUUAUCCUGGUUGCAGUCAAUCUUGGUGCUUGAUGUGUUUGGCAGAAAAUAUUUGAAUCAGAUCCCCUGGCUACGUAGUGCGUUGUCAGAACCGUUGUUGGAGGGCAACACGGAGGUGGGUGAGCUCGAGGCCGGACUGGAUACAUUUUCUCUGUUACGUAGUGCCAAAGCAGCUUUGUCCCUCGAUCGGGAAGACUUCGUCGAUUCGGAAACAGAUCCCAGCGAGGAGCUGAACGACACGGAUGACGGAAUAGAGUUGGCUGUUCGUUUACUUGGACAACUACGUGGUCAGGCACGUGUGGUGGCUGCCGACUGGCUCGCCGAUGCUCGUCUCUAUCUUGAAGCUCGUCAGGCUGCCCAAGCCCUUUUGGCUUACGCGGCUGCACGAGGCAUGUCUACGUUUCAGAAGCGAUUGUGA
Molecule: messenger RNA, 453 nt
Organism: Echinostoma caproni
Lineage: Eukaryota; Metazoa; Platyhelminthes; Trematoda; Plagiorchiida; Echinostomatidae
Source: the annotation of a GenBank genome assembly